Molecule: messenger RNA, 984 nt
Organism: Epithele typhae
Lineage: Eukaryota; Fungi; Basidiomycota; Agaricomycetes; Polyporales; Epitheliaceae
Product: solute carrier family 25 member 38
Exons: 6
Coding region: 1-984 (327 amino acids)
Biological process (GO): glycine import into mitochondrion
Cellular component (GO): mitochondrion; mitochondrial inner membrane
Molecular function (GO): glycine transmembrane transporter activity
Source: RefSeq, a predicted model, not a curated record
AUGAGCAAUGUCAGCCAGCACCUUCUGUCAGGUGCCCUUUCGGGGUUUGCUUCAACGAUAAUCCUUCAACCCUUCGACUUGUUGAAGACCCGCAUCCAGCAACCGGACCAACUCAACAAGCUCCGACUCUCCCCCCUCGCCCCACAGUCCACCUUCAUCUUCCGAACCGCCCGGGACAUCGUUCAGAACGAUGGCCUGGUCGGUCUCUGGCGCGGCACAACCGCCUCCCUUCUGCGGAACGUCCCUGGCGUCGCCAUGUACUUCACCGGCCUCAACCAGUUCCGCGCCUUCCUCGCCACCUCGCCCUACUUCGCACGCCUGCGCGCACAAAGAACCCCCGACGCGUAUUCAACUUCGACUCUUCCAAAGCUCACCGCGCAGGGCAACUUGUUGGCCGGCGCGCUCACGAGGGUGACGGUCGGCCUGGUGCUGAACCCAUUCUCAGUCAUCAAGGCCCGCUAUGAGAGCUCCUACCACUCGUACUCGUCCCUCUCCGGGGCGUUCAUCGGCCUCAUGCGCGCCGGUCCUUCCGAAAUAUUCCGUGGAGCGGUAGCGUCUUCGCUGCGUGACGCGCCAUACGCCGGCAUAUUCGUCGUGUUCUACGAACAGAUCAAGUCCACCCUAUCACACGCCAUACCCGCCUCCCCCGACGCUACGGUGGUGACGGGCAUGCCCUUCGCCCACUCGAUGUCGAUGUCCACCGCGAUCAACUCCGCGUCCGCUGCGUCCGCCGGAGCGCUCGCGACUCUGGCCACGCAGCCGUUCGACGUGCUGAAGACGAAGAUGCAGGUGCGGUCGGAGGCCAAGUAUCGCGGGGUUGGCAGCACCAUCCGGGCAGUAUGGCAGCAACGCGGGGUGGCCGGCUUCUUUGACGGCGCCACUUUGCGCAUAUCGCGCAAAGUCUUCAGCUCGGCCAUAGGGUGGGCAGUGUACGAGGGGGUGCUCAUGGCGUUCCGGACAUCUUCGGUCAAGGAACAGGACUGA